AGAACAAAUCCAAGGAAAUAGAGGGGAGGGGACGACUCCCCCACUUCCUUCCUUCCUUUCCCCUUCUCCCCCGUCAAUCUUUUCUGCUCGCUCGCAGGGAUGCGGCGGCUAUGGCGAUGGUACCAGCAGUCCCUGUCCUCCUACCCCGUGCGGACGCAGGUCGUCAGCUCCGGCAUCCUCUGGGCCCUCGGCGACAUCGGCGCCCAGGCCGUCACCCACAAAUCCGCCAGCUCCCACCACCACCACGCCAAGAACCCCGAGGAUAAAGAUAAAGAGUUCAAAAUUGAUUGGAAGAGGGUCGGCAUCACAAGUUCAUUUGGAUUUGCUUUUGUUGGACCUGUGGGACAUUACUGGUACGAAUACUUGGAUCGUAUGGUCCGACGAAGAUACCUGCCUGGUUCGUUCAAAUUUGUAGCCUCAAAGGUUGCAGCGGAUGGUCUCCUCUUUGGGCCGCUAGAUCUGGGGCUGUUCUUCUCUUAUGUGGGCCUUGCUUCAGGAAGGAGUCUGGAGCAGGUGAAGGAUGAUGUGAAGAGGGAUAUCAUUCCUGCUCUGGUUUUAGGGGGAGCCAUCUGGCCGGCUGUGCAGAUCGCAAACUUUCGCUUCAUUCCCGUGCGAUAUCAACUGCUGUACGUGAACUUGUUCUGCCUGUUAGACAGCUGUUUCUUGUCUUGGAUCGAGCAACAAGGAGACGCGGCUUGGAAGCAAUGGUUCACAUCGUUCCAGAAGAAAAUCGAAGACCAGAAGAGCAACGCUUGAUCUGAAUCAUGAUUGAAGAAGACGCUUGACCAGAAGUUAGCUUCCGUCAUUUUCACUGAUAUAUCCAGGGAGUAUAUCACUUGCUGCCAGCGGCUGUUUAUGUGGAGUUCUGGUGGCCAGCAAUACUGGGCGUCACUGUCAUGUGGAGAUUGAUCUUUGUUUUUUCCACAACUUUAAUGAGAUGAGAAGGCAAUGCUCUCGUUUAGCUUUUUGUUUCGUAACCGAGCAUUUGUUCAUGCUGUUUGUUUAACCUGCAGAGCGCGUAUUUUUAACGAGUAUUCACUGUAUUCCUGGUGUUGUCGGAACAUGAUCUUCAUAAAUCUGGAAUGAUGCUGAAAACUUUCUAGUC
Molecule: messenger RNA, 1105 nt
Organism: Triticum urartu
Lineage: Eukaryota; Viridiplantae; Streptophyta; Magnoliopsida; Poales; Poaceae
Product: Peroxisomal membrane 22 kDa (Mpv17/PMP22) family protein
Cellular component (GO): cytoplasm; membrane
Source: RefSeq, a predicted model, not a curated record